UUUGAAAUCAGCGUGCACGAGUACCAGCAGAUUACAGCACACGAAGGAUCAUCUUUUGGGUGAAUACAAGUGUGCAAAGAUGGCAGCUCCAUACAGCCCCCUGACCACUCACGCCCUGAACACCGGGAUUGGAGUCCCUGGAGCCCACAUGGCCCUCAGCCUGCAUCGCCUGGAUCCCUCCACUUCACUCUGGAACCUUCUCACCACAGGGACUACUAAUGAUGAUGGGCGUUGCCCAGGACUCAUCACCAGAGAAGCUUUCACUCCAGCGGUGUACAAGAUGCGCUUUGAGACGGGCCGAUGCCGGGAGAGUCUGGGAGAGACCUCUUUCUACCCAUAUGUCGAGAUAGGCUUCACCAUAACGGACCACAGUCAGAAGUUCCAUGUUCCUCUGCUCUGCAGCCGCUUCUCCUACAGUACCUACCGGGGGAGCUAGAGAGUCUGUCACUCAUCCCCUCUCACCAUCUCUCACCUGGGCCACGUUCAGUUGCCAAACGUUGUCUAAUCUCGGUUAACCCAGAACUAAAGUCUUGCGUAAUUGUCAGAUGUUCGAUUAAGUUCCGGGUCCAUAUGUGUUAAGGGAAGAGAUCGGAACCGGAACGAAGAGCUCCACCCUUCUCUCUUU
Messenger RNA from Coregonus clupeaformis (lake whitefish), 625 nucleotides. Its product is annotated as 5-hydroxyisourate hydrolase-like. The record is from RefSeq and is a predicted model, not a curated record. Gene Ontology annotation, molecular function: hydroxyisourate hydrolase activity. Gene Ontology annotation, biological process: purine nucleobase metabolic process. NCBI's taxonomy places the organism in Eukaryota, Metazoa, Chordata, Actinopteri, Salmoniformes, Salmonidae. The transcript has a single exon. Bases 80 to 436 code for a protein of 118 amino acids.